AUGACUACUUCUCAUAUGAAUGGACAUAUCACAGAAGAUUCUGACAAUGAAGCAAAAAAUGUGGAUCUUGUGUCUUCUGAGGACCCUCAGAAGCACAGAGAAAUGGCUGUUGACUGCCCUGGGGACUUGGGCUCCAGGAUGAUGCCCAUGCGGCGCAGCGCUCAACUAGAGCGAAUCCGUCAGCAGCAGGAGGACAUCAGGCGCAGACGAGAAGAAGAGGGAAGGAAACAAGAACUGGACCUUACUGCUUCUAUGAGGUUAAAGAAACUAGCACAAAUUCCUCCUAAAACUGGAAUAGAUAAUCCAAUAUUUGACACAGAAGAAGGAAUUGUUUUGGAGAGUCCUCAUUACGCUGUGAAAACACUAGAAGUGGAAGAACUGUUAAAUUCCCUUAAGCAUAUCCAGCACAUUUUGGUAGACCCCCAGAGUCAAGAGGAUAUCUCGCUCAUUUUACAGCUUGUUCAAAAUAGUGAUUUUCAGAAUGCAUUUAAGAUCCACAACGCUGUUACAGUGCACAUGAACAAAGCCAGCCCUCCGUAUCCUCUCAGCUCUAAUGCACAAGAACUAGCACAAGAGGUACAGAGUGUUUUGAAACCCAGCCACCACAAGGAUGGACAGGAGCUUAAUGCUUUGCUGAAUGCCCCUCACAUGCAGGCACUUCUACUGGCUCAUGAUAAGGUUGCAGAACAAGAAAUGCAACCAGAGCCUAUGGCAGAUGAAAAGAUUUAUGAGAAUGUUGGCAUGUAUGGAGGGGAGACGGUAAAAAUAGUUCGCAUUGAGAAAGCUCGGGAUAUUCCGUUGGGUGCUACUGUUCGCAAUGAAAUGGAUUCUGUUAUCAUCAGUCGAAUAGUCAAAGGAGGUGCUGCAGAGAAGAGUGGGUUAUUACAUGAAGGGGAUGAAGUUCUGGAGAUCAAUGGCAUUGAGAUCCGUGGAAAAGAUGUUAAUGAAGUUUUUGACUUGCUGGCUGACAUGCAUGGUACUCUCACCUUCGUAUUGAUUCCCAGUCAGCAGAGCAAGCCACCUCCUGCAAAGGAGACAGUUAUACACGUGAAAGCUCAUUUUGACUACGAUCCCUCUGAUGACCCUUACGUCCCCUGCCGAGAGUUAGGCCUGUCUUUUCAAAAAGGAGACAUACUCCAUGUGAUCAGUCAAGAAGAUCCAAACUGGUGGCAGGCUUACAGAGAUGGAGAUGAAGAUAACCAGCCACUGGCAGGACUUAUCCCUGGAAAAAGUUUUCAGCAACAAAGAGAAGCAAUGAAGCAAACCAUAGAAGAAGACAAGGAGCCUGAAAAAUCAGGAAAGCUCUGGUGCGCGAAGAAAAACAAAAAGAAACGGAAAAAAGUUUUAUACAACGCAAAUAAAAACGAUGAUUAUGACAACGAGGAAAUUCUGACCUACGAGGAGAUGUCACUGUACCAUCAGCCAGCAAACAGGAAACGUCCCAUUGUUCUGAUUGGCCCGCAGAACUGCGGCCAGAACGAGCUGCGGCAGAGGCUGAUGAAUAAUGAAGUGGAUCGCUUUGCCUCCGCCGUGCCCCAUACUACUCGGAAUAGGCGAGAGACUGAGGCAGCGGGCAGGGAUUAUCAUUUCGUGUCCCGACAGGCAUUUGAGAGUGACAUAGCUGCAGGGAAGUUCAUUGAAUAUGGAGAGUUUGAAAAGAACCUCUACGGUACGAGCAUAGACUCCGUGCGGCAGGUCAUCAACUCGGGCAAGAUAUGCCUUUUAAAUCUUCAUACCCAGUCACUGAAAACACUACGUAACUCUGACUUGAAGCCGUAUAUUAUAUUCGUUGCGCCACCUUCACAAGAGCGACUACGUGCUCUAUUGGCCAAAGAAGGGAAAAAUCCUAAGCCAGAAGAGCUGAGAGAAAUCAUAGAGAAGACAAGGGAGAUGGAACAGAACAAUGGCCACUACUUUGAUACAGCAAUUGUGAAUUCUGAUCUUGAUAAGGCGUAUCAAGAGUUACUUCGGUUAAUAAAUAAGCUCGACACAGAACCCCAGUGGGUGCCCUCCACCUGGCUACGAUGAGAGUAGUUCCAAGGGACAAAUGGACUUCAGUCUAGUUAUCUUUCCAAGCAGACCAUGUGUAGGUCUGUCCAAUUCUAGUAUAAAUGCAUGUAAGCUCUAGACCUCAGUGGCAGCAUCCUUUGCCAGUGAAAUUGCGUAUUACUAAAAAAAUACGCUGAUCAGCUUGUGAGCCAAUUUAACUGAUCUAAAGAUUGUCCAGGUUUUCUUUCUCUGUGGUCUAGAAAUGGAGACCAUAUCAGUACUAAAUUCUAAAGCUUUAGAGAGAUUUUUUCAAGCAACUACUUUUAUAGAUAUAAAAGUCCACCUUUUUAACUUAGAAUCACCCUUAGGACAAGGAUUUUAAGUGUGUUUGUGUGUGUGUGUAUAUAUAUAUAUAGUCCAUGCUGUCACAUAGUUAUAAAUAUGAAUGUUAUUUAACACUUAACUUAAUGACUUUGGGACAUGAUGCUAGUUCAGGAGCAUAAUUCUACAGGUCAUUGGACAAAGAAAUAAUCUACAUGUGAAAAAUGUCAAUGAGAAACCUCUCCUGUUCAAAAAAUAUAAAAAAUGAAGAUGCUGCU
Messenger RNA from Cinclus cinclus, 2588 nucleotides. RefSeq names its product protein associated with LIN7 1, MAGUK p55 family member (gene PALS1). Gene Ontology annotation, molecular function: protein binding. The record is from RefSeq and is a predicted model, not a curated record. Gene Ontology annotation, biological process: protein localization to plasma membrane; establishment or maintenance of polarity of embryonic epithelium; establishment or maintenance of epithelial cell apical/basal polarity. NCBI's taxonomy places the organism in Eukaryota, Metazoa, Chordata, Aves, Passeriformes, Cinclidae. The transcript has 13 exons. Bases 1 to 2028 code for a protein of 675 amino acids. Gene Ontology annotation, cellular component: plasma membrane; adherens junction.